AAUCCAGUGACUGCAUCGGGUUUUCCUUAGCGCGUGACCAAAACACAGAGAGAGAGAGAGAGCUCUCACACUCUCUCAGAGAGAAAGCCUUUCUCUCACUCACGAAGGAGUUUCCCCAUCAUCAUCAUCAUCAUCAUGAUGAACAUAAAUGCGACGUCGUGUGCCAGUUGAGAAUUGCAUUUACCUUCAGUUCUGUUUCAGUUUCGAGUCCGUGCAGUCGUGUUGGCCGGAGUGAAAAGCGCUGGGGAAAAUUUGCAAAACAAAAUAUUACAAAAAAAAAGAAAAAGAAAAAGAAAAACAGAGCAGAGGAAAUAGAAAUAGAGAAAAGUAAAUAAGCAAACAAGUGCAGUUUUGUUGGGAGAGAAGUGUGUGUAGUAGCACUGAAAGGGAGAUUAAUCCCUCGGACCUAGCAUAGAUACCUACAUUUUUGGUUGUUCCAAAGAAGAGGAAAACAAAAAGCAAGGAGUGUUGCAAAAGUUGAGAACUUCCGAACUAUCCACAACCAUGUCGACGUUACCCUUUCUUUUGAGUGUCGCCGACGAGCUGGACAACAUACACUCGCAGUCCUACAUGGAUGACUUUGGCCUGGGCUUCCAUCCACAUCGGCAAUACUAUCGCACACCCACCAUCCAGUUGUCUCUGCCCGCCAGCACCGACUGGACGGGAUCGGGUCGGGAUUGGUCUCAGGCAGCGGGCAACAGGCAUACUCGCUAUCGCAGCUAUAAGUUCUAUGAUGACUCGCAAAACAAUUUGGAAGAGGAAGAACCUCCUGUGGAGGAGCCGCUGCCCAUGGAGCAGGUGGAGUUGCCACAACAGCUGGCCCAGCAGGGUAAUCAAACGAUAUCGGAGGCCCAGCAGCCAUCGAGUGCAACUGCCACUGCCGCCACAGCUCGCAAAGGUCUGGGCAUGGUCAACUCGCAUUCCCAUGAUGUGGGUGUCGGAGGUCUGGGCCUGAAUCUUAAAGCCAGUGAAGAGGAGGAUGACGAGAACAUCGACCGAACGGUUCGCAUGUAUAAUUUGUCGAAGAAGUGCUGCAAGAAUUACUAUCGCCAUGCCUUGGAGACUGGACCCGGUGCCAGUGGCAAGGUCAAGUGCAGCAAUCUGCGCUCUGAGAGCCACAAAUCCAGCUCCAGUUCGGAGGAGAGCCUCCAGAAGAUACCCUCGCCCAUUGAGUUCCUCACUUGCUUUCUGGUGAAGAAGUCCCGCACCCCAAAGGGUAAUGUCCCAGUGGGACAGCCCCUGAAGAAGACAUAGAACACGGCCCGGCUGCUGCCAGCAGCAUUGUCCGCCAGGACCUCCACCAUCAGCUCCACGGCCACCAGUGGAGCCGUGACCAAUGCGACCACGGAUUCGGAUACGACCACAUCGAAGCGGCGAAGCAAUUGCUUCUGAAUGUUGGCCGGAGUCGGAGUCGUUUGUGGCCAGGCCUGGAGUUGGCUUCAGAGGUGCGGGGAGCUACCAAGCUCCGAGCCCGCCUCGUUGCCCUCCACACGUCUGGGCAGGAUUGCCUAUUAGGCCCACUCGUCCGACUCCGAUUCGCAGUCAGGGGUAUAGAUAUGUGUAUUAUGAUUUGGCAGUGGGUAACCUCUGGCUUGACUAAUGAAAUUAAUGGAAUUUAUUGAAGAAGAUAUGGAGGGGUUAGCGAUUUCGAUUUGCACUGGAAAAACCUUUGGAUUGGAGAUGAUAAUAGGGAAUUUUUCAGACAUUUUUUUAAUCGAUUCAACAUCAAACAUUUUUAUCUGUCUAUCAAACAUACAUAUUCCCUUUAAGCCCUAUUUAAGGCAGAUUUUUAAGUGCAAACAUUCCCUAACCACAUUUUGCAAGCAACUACAGGCCAAAAGCAAAUCAAAGCUUAAAGCAAAAAGUAAAAUAACAAAAAAUUAUACAUAAAUGUAUAAUGAAAACGAAAAAAUAGUAUUUAAAUAAAGAAAAACUAUUCAAGCUACACCGGAAAACUUUUGCAAACCAAACACACACAAUUUUUAAAGCCAGAUUUAUACGAAAUUAAGAAGGAUACCAAGAAUUUGUUAAGCAAACAUUUUUUAUACAAUUUUUUGAUACCAAGCAAACGAUAUAACUUAUAUACGGAUAUUAUAUUAAUACUGGGAAAGUUUAAUUCAAACAAGGAAGGGAAAUUCGAGCUGAACCAAAACCUUUUCGGCAAACUUAUGAUUCCAUUUUAUUUUUAAGUAAGUUUUCAACCAAGAAUGUAGAUUACUUUCAGGGAAACUUUUAUAAGAAAAAAAAAAACCUAUUGCCAUUUUACUUAUUGAUUUCAUAUUGGAAAUUUUCCUAUUUUUAGACCAACUUUAAGGUAAUGGUUGAGCUGGAAAUUCCUCAGAAUUUUAUAAAAGCUGUUAGCUGUUUUAAGCCAAAUAAAUUGCGGGCUAAUUUAAUAGGUCUUCUGACACACACACACACACACAAAUACACCAAUAGCAAUGUUUCAUUUUCACACAAACACGGGAAAGUUUAGCUUUCUCCUAUUUUUCCACAGCCAACUGAAAAAUGUUGGCAAAAAAGAAGGAAAUUUCCAGCAAAGCUGGGAGAACUUUGCACAAUAUCAGCAAGUGUUUUUGGCCUAAAGGUGGGUGGCGGGUAGUGAAAAGGCCCUAUGAAAAGUGAAACAUGUUUUCAAUUUCCUUUUUUCGGGGGACUGUAAACAAGUCAAUAGCAAACUACGGCUAAGGACAAACACACAGAAGACCUUGGUCCCAAUUUCAAAUUAGUGGAAAAGCAAAACGGAAAGAAGAAAGAUUUUCCAACAGAAUUGUAAACGGAAAACUUUGGCGCGGGGCUUGUGUCUAGUUAAAAGGAUAUAAUAGAAAGA
This is a messenger RNA of Drosophila eugracilis, 2830 nucleotides long. RefSeq lists its product as uncharacterized. Bases 505 to 1254 code for a protein of 249 amino acids. Lineage: Eukaryota; Metazoa; Arthropoda; Insecta; Diptera; Drosophilidae. The transcript has a single exon. The record is from RefSeq and is a predicted model, not a curated record.